Molecule: messenger RNA, 1157 nt
Organism: Arachis stenosperma
Lineage: Eukaryota; Viridiplantae; Streptophyta; Magnoliopsida; Fabales; Fabaceae
Product: DNA mismatch repair protein MSH6-like
Exons: 7
Coding region: 551-1057 (168 amino acids)
Biological process (GO): mismatch repair
Cellular component (GO): nucleus
Molecular function (GO): mismatched DNA binding; ATP-dependent DNA damage sensor activity; ATP binding
Source: RefSeq, a predicted model, not a curated record
AGUUAAUUUACCUUAUGCACUAGAAUUUCGAAAAGCUUUGUCAAGGCUACCUGACAUGGAGCGAUUGCUGGCCCGCAUCUUCUCCACUAGUGAAGCUAAUGGAAGGAAUGCUAAUAAAGUGGUUCUGUAUGAGGAUGCAGCAAAGAAACAACUACAAGAGUUUAUUUCUGCUCUUCGUGGUUGUGAACUAAUGUCGCAAGCAUGCUCUUCUCUUGGCGUUAUUCUGAAUGAUGUCAAAUCUAGACUACUCCAUCAUCUGUUAACACCUGGAAAAGAUCUUCCUGAUGUCUGCUUGGCUUGAACCAUUUCAAGGAUGCCUUUGAUUGGGUGGAAGCCAAUAAUUCAGGCCGUGUAAUACCUCAUGAAGGAGUUGACCCUGAGUAUGACUCAGCCUGUAAGGCAGUUAAAGAAAUUGAGUCCAGUUUAUCAAAACAUCUUAAUGAACAAAGGAAAUUGCUUGGAGACACAUCUAUCACUUAUGUCACUGUUGGAAAGGACACAUACCUUUUAGAAGUCCCAGAAAAUUUGCGUGGGAAAGUUCCUCGGGACUAUGAGCUGCGUUCAUAAGGGCUUCUUUAGGUACUGGACUCCUGCUAUUAAAAAGUUCCUGGGAGAACUCUCCCAAGCUGAAUCUGAAAAGGAGUCCUUAUUGAAAAGUACAUUGCAGAGAUUAAUUGGACGCUUUGGUGAAAAUCAUACUAAGUGGAGGCAAUUGGUGUCUACUACAGCUGAGCUGGAUGUUUUGAUCAGUUUAGCUAUUGCUCAUGAUUACUAUGAAGGGCCAACAUGCAGACCAAGUUUUUUAAGCAUGCUAUCUACCAAAGACAGUCCUUACCUCUCUGCUAAAAGUUUGGGACACCCAGUCCUUAGGAGUGAUUCCUUAGGAAAGGGGGCCUUUGUACCCAAUGACAUAUCAAUUGGUGGUCAACACGAUGCCAACUUUAUUCUUCUAACUGGUCCUAACAUGGGUGGAAAGUCAACUCUCCUUCACCAAGUUUGCUUGGCGGUGGUUUUGACCCAGAUAAUAUCAUGGCUGGCCAGAUACAUUUUUAACUGAGCUUUCAGAAACUGCAACAAUGCUGGUGAGACCCCUCUGGCAUCAACUUUAAUAACGUGAAAUAAGGGUUAAGUAGGCACGAUAAUAAGACGGACUUAGG